AUUACAUUGAACACCACUUUAAUGGCGGGCCAAAAAAUAGGCUACUUCCUUGCUGCUAAAGAAAACACAAAAGACCAAAGGUGUAAGUUAUAACUAAGAUUUAUCCCUGUAUCGAUCGUUAGCCUCCGUUCAGUGUGAGCUACAACAUGAAGAACUUCUUUAAAAACUCAGACAAAACAACAACUUUCAACAGGAUCAGGACGAGAAGAAACUCCCGCCAAAAAAUGUGCAAUUUUAUGGACAAAAUGGCGGCUACAAGGUGGGUCACUCAUGAACUGGAAUAACAGCAAACAUUUAGGAUUUAUCAGAUUCAAUUUAUGAGGUUUUUAAUUACUAAUUAAUUUAAAACUAAUAUAGAAACACAACAUUUUAAAUUUUCUUACAAUAAAGUUCUGGUUGGUGAAUUACUUGUUAGCCGAAUUAACCGGAAAGCCGCCAUGAAUCGUUAAAAGGAACUUAAAUUCACGUUUAACAAGGUAUGUGUAUCUGCUAUGAAGACAGACAUUAUUACUGGUAAAUGUAUAAUGGAGUUUGGUCUGUGGUGUGGAACUGAACUGUCGUCUUGAUGUAUUCAGCUUCCAUUAACCAGGACUGUAACAGGGGGGGAAGAUAUUCGUCUUGACCGGAUAAGAGGUCGAUGUGUCCCGACGGCUGUCCGGUGUCCUGUCCUGAAAAUGUCCCCGGAGAAAAGGAGCUGUCGCCGGUGGCGGGCUGAAGGAGAAGAGCGUCAAGCUGAAAACAUGAUGGUGAGGAGAGCAGUGGUGACUGUGCAUAUGGGUGCUUAAAGGAAAGAGGAUGCAUGGAGAUCUCAGACAGCUGGCAGGAACAUCCAUCCGCUUCAUGCUCCGUCCGUCCCGGCAGCAGUCAGGGCCUCUCCACUUGAGCCAGCGGCACCAUGGGAAGCUCCACCUCCUCCCUUGUUGAAGAGGCCGAGGGUGAAGUCGCACCCCGGGGUGCGGCUCUGCCCCCCUCCCCCGUCAUGGGGUGUCUAAGGAGCAGCCAGAGCACCUUCAUCCCUCGGCAGCUUCCCAGACCGAGCAGGCACAGAGAGCGCAGUUUCUCUUCUGGGUCGAUGCCCAUGCAGAGGAGCCAGUGGGCCUGUGGCUGUUGUACCUUCCUGAAUGCAGCCGGCGCCCCCCGCUGCUCCAUCUGUGAAGCCCCGCGGCGAAGACCCGACACCCGCUGGAUGUGGCACGGGUCCAGCAGGGAGGACGGUCGCUGGUCCUGCCCGCGCUGCACGCUGGCCAACUCGCGUGGCAGCCUGGCGUGCUCGCUGUGCGGCUACACCGGAGCGCCGGACCGACCGCGGGACUCCUCCGAAGACCAGCCUCGGCCUCAGCGCUCCAGCAGCUGCUCCGGUCCCCUGAGGCCGUCGUCAGCUGACAGGAAACAGCCAGAAGAUGCAGACGGACACAGCCUGACCUGGGACUGUUUGAGGUGCACUCUGCAGAACACCCCUACCUCCAUGUCCUGCUCCGCCUGCGGGGGACCACGCAAACUGUCUCUGCCCCAGAUCCCCGCCGAGGCCUUGCUCAUGCCUGAGGUCUGCGAUCAAACAGGAACACAGCAACCAGAACCCGCAGCGGGGGGGCUUUCACUUUCCAUAUCAACCAGAGGAGAGUGUUUACCGGUGGAAGCUUCAUACCCCGACCCGCCCUCCUCCUCGUCUUCAGGUCAUAAUAAUCCGGUUCCCUGCAGCCGCAGAGAGGUGCCGCCGCCAGAUGUUUGCCUCAGUCAAGCACACAGCAUCAGUCCGUCUCCUUCGACCCUCGCCGUGUCACAUCUGUCUGCCCAGCCAGAGCUGCUGCCCGGGAGACGGCUCAGCAUCCUGAAAGAGGAAAUGUCACCUCUGUCGCCUGCAUCAGAUGCCUCCGUGUCGUUUCCACCCGUCAACAGGACGGAGGAGUGGUCGUGUCCGGCGUGCACCCUCAUCAACAAGGUCAGAGCCAAACACUGCCUGGCGUGCCACACCCCCCAGCAGCACGCCGCGCAGAUGAAACCGGCGCUGUCCCCCAGGAGGAAGGAGAGCAUGCUGGUGGAGGCGCUGCGGCAGAGCGACGAAGGAGAGGCCAAAGAGCUGUGGGAGAACAUCGUCAGCUUCUGCAGGGAGAACGCCGUGACGUUCGUGGACGACAGUUUCCCCCCCAGUCCAAAGUCCGUGGGCUUCCCGGCGGACGACAGCGUCCAGCAUCGGGUCAAAAAGUGGCUUCGUCCUCAAGAAAUCAACUGCUGCAACUUCAGAGAGCGAGGGGUGAAGUGGUCCGUGUUCCGCAUGCCUCGCCCAUCUGACAUCCUGCAGGGACUUCUGGGUAACUGCUGGUUCCUCAGUGCCUUGGCUGUUCUGGCAGAACGUCCCGAGCUGGUGGAGAAAGUGAUGGUGACCCGAGCGCUGUGUGCGGAGGGAGCCUAUCAGGUGCGUCUCUGCAAGGACGGCUCGUGGACCACGGUGUUGGUGGACGACAUGCUGCCGUGCGACGAGAGCGGCCACCUCCUCUUCUCUCAGGCCCAGAGGAAGCAGCUUUGGGUUCCUCUGAUAGAAAAAGCUCUGGCCAAGCUCCACGGUUCCUACUUCGCUCUGCAGGCGGGCCGCGCUAUCGAGGGCCUCUCCACGCUGACGGGGGCCCCCUGCGAGUCUCUGGCGCUCCAGGUCAGCGCCACCAACCCCAAGGAGGAGCCCAUCGACACAGACCUCAUCUGGGCCCGAAUGCUGAGCUCCAAAGAAGCAGGCUUCCUGAUGGGGGCGUCUUGUGGAGGAGGCAACAUGAAGGUGGAUGACACGGAGUACGAGUCCCUGGGUUUACGUCCACGACACGCCUACUCUGUCCUCGAUGUGCGGGACGUGGACACUCACAGAUUACUGCAGCUCAGGAACCCGUGGGGUCGGUUCUCCUGGACGGGCCCCUGGGCCGACGACUGGCCAAACUGGCCUCCACACCUGAAGAGGGAGCUGUGCGCCCAGCGAGCCGAGGACGGACUGUUCUGGAUGGACUUCUGGGAUUUCAUCAGGUACUUUGACUCAGUGGAUAUCUGUAAGAUUCACUCAGACUGGCAGGAGCUCCGGGUCCCGGGCGUCUUCCCCCGAGGAGCCGACGUUCCGGUGACGGUGGUGUCCAUCACGGUUCUGGAGAGAACAUCUGUAGAACUGGCUUUGUUCCAGCAGGGCAGCAGGCGCUGGGACACGGCGGAGAGCCACCUGCUGGAUCUGUGUGUGCUGGUGUUUCGGGUCUCCUACGACAGCUCGGGGACUCUGGCGCUGGGUCGUCUGCUGGCUCACAGCCGGCGCUCGGUGAGGAGGUUCGUGGGCUGCUGUGACGUCAUGCUGGAGCCCGGCGAGUACGCUGCGCUGUGCUGCGCCUUCAACCACUGGCACAGCGGCGUCGCCGAGGGGACAGUGAGCGGGGGCAGGGCGGAGUCUCCUGGCUACAUGCUGGCCGUGUACAGCUCCAGACUCGUGAUGGUGGAGCAGGUAACGGCCUCCAACACCACCAUCGCCGACGCCAUCAUCCAGCUGACGGAAACCAAAGGAGAGAGACACGAGGGUCGGGAGGGGAUGACCUGCUACUACCUGACCCACGGCUGGGCGGGGCUCAUCGUCAUGGUGGAGAACAGACACCCGCGGCACCACCUGCACGUGUCCUGCGACUGCAGCGACAGCUUCAACGUGGUGUCGACGCGCAGCAGCCUGAAAACCAUCGACAGCAUCCCCCCCCUGCACAGACAGGUGCUGGUGGUUUUGUCUCAGCUGGAGGGAAACGCUGGAUUCUCCAUCACACACAGACUGGCUCAUCGUAAGGCUGUCCAGGCGUCGCUGGGGAACUGGAGUCCCUCAAAAGCAACACACAGUCCCGCUCUGAGUCCGGAGACUGCAGGUCUGCACCAGCCUCGCCCCCUCUGACCGCUGGGAUCGGCAGCUUCUUUCAACAAACAGUCCAACUCCUGGGGACUCGUGUCCGUCUCAUCUGACUGUUUGAUGACGUCCUCAAAGUGUUGGACUAUUUUUCAAAGAGAGCCUCAUAUUCUUCCACAAACACUCUGAGAGCUGCUCUGAGACAGAAGCAUCUCACUGCUUGAAUUAAACCUCAGUGGACAGAACGCAACAGCCAUGUGCACACGGCAGUAAAGUACAGACAGAGAGGCGUCGGCCACAGUGUCACCGUCUAGUCAACAACAGACGGAAGAAAUUCAGGCGUCAGGUCAUGAAUUAAUCAAACACACCUCCCAGAUGUUACCUGGACCAGUGGCUCAAAUAAUAGAGAGAGACCAAAUAAUACGUUCAGAGCGUUUUUAUUUUAACAAUCGAACAUUCAGGACUGUGUGACGGAGCGUCAGGGAGCACAGCGAGGGGAGAAAAAGAAAUCUGAAAUUUCGAGAAUAAAGUUGUAAUAUUACAUUCAUUAAAAAUGUAAAAUUUCAAGAGGAAAAUACUAAUUUUUAGCAAUAUUACAUCAACCAAUCAAACGGGUGAAAGCACAGUCAGUGGCAGCUGCAGAUGAAGUUUCUCCUUAUUUGUGAAACCUAAAGUAGAACUUCACAGGAUGCUCCACGUUCCUCAUUUUAAAGCUUCUGAUAUUUCCCUCUGCAACAACACACAAACUAAAAUUACAACUAUUUUCUUGUAAUAUUAUGACUUUUUUCUCAUAAAAUUACAACUUCAUCCUCAUAAUAUUAUGACUUUUUUUCUUGAAGUAUUAUGAUUUUAUUCUCAAAAUUACGACUUUAUUCUUAUAAUGUCUGACUGUUUCCCUCAGUGUGGCCCUCAUCCUCUCAAUACUUUAAAUCAACAGGUGAGAAAAUGUAUUUCUGUCUUCAGAGCAGCUCUGCCUCUGAGAAAAUGUCUGACCCACAAACAGAAGCUGCUCGACCCGUCACAAAGAUGAACACUUAGAGCAGAUCUUCUUAGAGAACACAUGAUGCACUUUACAUUUCAGAUCACAGGCUGGUCUUCAGGUCCAGACUGUCUUAAUUGCACUGGUGAUAGAUGAAUAGAAGUUAUCUUAAUUAGUUGUGUCUGAACUGGCUGCCAAGAUGUAACACAAACACAGUAUUAUUCAGUCUUACUGCACAUUUGUAACAUGUAGGAUGUUUAGAUAAAGUGUUUUAGUUUAGAGAUGCAGCAGAGACUCGUUGUGUGGUUGCAUUAGCACUUUAUCAAUUUUAAACUAUGCUGGAUACUCGUGGUGUUUUAUUUCAGAGGAGACGUUUUAAACUUGCACAAUGGAUACAAAUAUUUUAUGCUCAUGAAUCCAAAACUACCGUCAUGUUGUUAGAGAGAAGAUAAAAACUAUGCAAAUGUUUGAAAGCUGUGAUGAUGCUUCGUCAAUUAAAAUGUGUAUAGCUCUUUAUCUUUGGCGUAUCUGUUAUAUUUACAGGGUGAAGAUAGGAUUUUGUUGUGAUUAGUGUGUUGUUAUUAUUAUAUUCACAUUUUUUACCUUCAGGUUUGACCUUCACUGUAUUCUGUGUGUUCAUCCACUUACAAUAAAUAAAUAACAUUGAUAAUCAGUAUUCAGGAAGCUUAAA
Messenger RNA from Seriola aureovittata, 5517 nucleotides. Its product is annotated as calpain-15-like. Bases 896 to 3895 code for a protein of 999 amino acids. Gene Ontology annotation, molecular function: calcium-dependent cysteine-type endopeptidase activity. Gene Ontology annotation, cellular component: cytoplasm. The record is from RefSeq and is a predicted model, not a curated record. The transcript is spliced from 14 exons. Lineage: Eukaryota; Metazoa; Chordata; Actinopteri; Carangiformes; Carangidae. Gene Ontology annotation, biological process: proteolysis.